AUGGCGGCUUCCAUUUCGGGUUAUACGUUCAGUUCCUUGUGUUACCACAGCGCUAAUAGUAACUCAGAUCACGAAGGUUUUCUGCUGGGCGAAGUCAGGCAAGAAGAGUCUUUCUCUAUAAGUGAUUCUCAGAUUAGUAACACAGAACUACUGCAAGUUAUAGAGAUCCAUAAACAUGAGCCAUGUACAAAGUUAUUCAGUUACUAUGAUUACGCUGGCACUGUCAACGAGGAAAGGCUUGAUCAGAUUCUCAAAGACAGACGGAAAAACGUGAUUGGCUGGUACAAGUUUAGAAGAAACACGCAGCAACAAAUGUCAUACAGAGAACAGAUUUUGCACAAACAGCUGACUCGUAUCCUCGGAGUACCUGACCUCGUCUUCCUUCUCAUCGGCUUUAUCUCAACUGCCAACACUUCCACUCAUGCCUUGGAAUAUGUGCUUUUCAGACCUAAUCGCAGGUAUAACCAGAGAGUGUCUCUUACAAUUCCAAACCUGGGCACAACCAGUCAGCAGGAAUAUAAAGUGACGUCAGUGCCAAACACAUCUCAGAACUAUGCCAAAGUGAUCAAAGAGCAUGGUACCAAUUUUUUUGAUAAAGAUGGUGUGAUGAAGGACAUCCGAUUAAUUUAUCAGGUUUAUAACGCUUUGCAGGAAAAGGUGCAGGCUGUGUGUGAGGAGGUGGAGAAAAGUGAGAGGAUUGUUGAAUCCCAUCAACUAGAAGUAAAUGAGCUGCGAGCGCAAAUCGCCAAGAGGAAAGCGGAAAAGCAGCGUAAAGAAAACCUGUGUCAGUCCAUGUUAAUCCAGACAGAAGUGCCUGCAGAGAACAUGGUAACGUUUUUUUUUCCGGGGACAAUGAAGGUGCCACAUCUAGACCACAGGACCUGCUUCCACCACCUUAUUCAGAAGAUCGCAUCAAUGCGGAUGACGGUGUGGAUAGCCCCCCUGACAUGCCAAGGCCGCAGGCCGUGGGCUCAGCAUGCCGCCUCCUUCAGGGGAUCAAAGACGGCGUUCAAGGUGCCUCUAAGACAUCCGUGAAUGAAGACACAGACAACUCACAGAGCGAACAUAAAAAACUGCGGCAUCGUUCAGAUUCCCCUGACAGCGAGAUGGCAGAGGAUCAGACAUACCAUGGCAGCACACAGCCGGACGGAGAGUUGGCACAACAGUGA
Messenger RNA from Staurois parvus, 1169 nucleotides. The record is from the annotation of a GenBank genome assembly. NCBI's taxonomy places the organism in Eukaryota, Metazoa, Chordata, Amphibia, Anura, Ranidae.